This is a messenger RNA of Aphidius gifuensis, 1835 nucleotides long. Its product is annotated as ubiquitin-conjugating enzyme E2 J2-like. NCBI's taxonomy places the organism in Eukaryota, Metazoa, Arthropoda, Insecta, Hymenoptera, Braconidae. The record is from RefSeq and is a predicted model, not a curated record. The transcript has 5 exons. Bases 322 to 1011 code for a protein of 229 amino acids.
AUCACUGACAGACGACAGUGACGGGUUGACGAUACUAAAUAGACGACAUUCUUGUUUUCAUAUUGUAUCUAGCUAUCUAAAACAAUAAUAAUAUAUCUGUCAAACUAAUUAUAUUUUAAUUGUUUUUUGUCGUCGUUGAACUCAAUACGCACUUUAGUAAAAUAUUUCAUGUAAUAAUUUAAUUGAGAAUUAACAGUGACACUAAUCAUUAUUAUUUAAUUUUUAAAUAUCAUAAAAAGAUUUCGCAAGUUCAUUUUGUUUUAACUGACGUGGUACAUCUAAAAAAAAUUACAAACACGUAAUAGUUUGAGUAGAUCCAGGAUGUCGAGAAAACCAAACAGUGCAACAGCUAGAUUAAAGCAAGAUUAUAUGAGAUUGAAAAAGGAUCCAGUGCCAUAUGUUGUUGCUGAACCGGUUCCAUCAAACAUUCUUGAAUGGCACUAUGUUGUUCAAGGUCCAGAAAAAACACCAUAUGAAGGUGGAUUUUAUCAUGGAAAAUUGCAUUUUCCUCGUGAAUUUCCUUUUCAGCCACCAAGUAUCUACAUGACAACACCAAAUGGUAGAUUCAAAGUCAAUACACGACUUUGUCUUUCAAUAUCUGAUUUCCAUCCAGAUACAUGGAAUCCAGCAUGGAGUGUAUCAACAAUUUUAACAGGUCUUCUCAGUUUCAUGAUUGAAAAAAGUCCAACACUUGGCAGUAUUAAUACGACAGACUUUGAAAAAAAACAAUGGGCAUAUCAAAGUCUAGAAUUUAAUCUAAAAGAUAAAUUAUUUUGUGAAUUAUUUCCUGAUACAGUUGCAGAAAUUCAUACGGAAUUGGAACGAAGAAAAGAGGCUGAAAAACAAACAAGACAGUCAACAACAGCUGAAGUAUCAAAUUUAAUUAGAGAUCAGCUUCAACGUGAACAAAGUCCAUUGAACGGUGCAAUGACUAAUUUGGCAAUAAUUAUCGGUUUUGCAGCAUUUGCAUAUACCGUUAAAUAUGUUUUACGAAAUAUUGCCUGGGAAUAAUAAGUUAAUUUAUUUCAUUAUAAAAUUCAGUAGAAUAAAAUUUUAUUAAAAAUAAUUAAGGACAAAUCGGAGGAAAAAAAGAGCUAAAUGGUUAACCAUAAAUUUAUUAUUAUUUUAUUAUUUAUAUUUAUUUUUACGUUGAAUAUCAUUUAUUUAUAGUUUAUUAUUCAUAAUAUUUUAUUCAUCUUUAAGAUUAUUUUUCUAUAAAUAAAUUGCAAUUCAAUUAUUAUCAAUUUAAUGUCAAGGACCUGAAAAAUCUCAGAAAAUCCUCUGAGCUUCCUUAAUUCUUUUUUUUUUUUUUUUUUUUAAACUUAUAAAUUUAUAUAUUAAAUAAAUUCAAACAUUAUUUUGUUGGUAUAUGUAAAUACAUACAGAGAACAAAUAUUAAUCACGUUUUUUGAGACUUUGUUUUUUGUUAUUUUUAAAAUUAAUUUGUAAGCUCUUCCAUUGAAUAGAGUAUACUAACCAAAGAGUUGAUUCUCCUCAGGGCCUAGUGUCUCUAUUUUUCAGUCCAUAAAAGCUCAUAAUCUUUCUAUGUUUUUUUUUUUCUAUUCAUUCCUAAAAUAAUCAGAUUAAAACGUAAAUGCAGUUGAAAUAAUUUUCGAAAUUUCAAAUAAUCCAUAAAAAUUUCUAUCAGUAAUUUGAAUUUGUUAUAGUUGAUAAACAAUAAAACUAAACAACUAAAAUUUUAAAUUAUUGUAAAGAAAAAUAAAUGUAUAUUUUAGUUGAAAAAAAAAAAAACAAAAUGCAAUGUAAAUAAUCGUUACAACUGUAAACUUGUCAAAUGCAUUUUUGUUAAUAAACCAUUUAAUUUGAAAAAAAAA